Kuraishia capsulata CBS 1993 is the source of this 714-nucleotide messenger RNA. RefSeq lists its product as uncharacterized. Lineage: Eukaryota; Fungi; Ascomycota; Pichiomycetes; Pichiales; Pichiaceae. The transcript has a single exon. The record is from RefSeq and is a predicted model, not a curated record. Bases 1 to 714 code for a protein of 237 amino acids.
AUGGGACCAUCGCACCAUGUUUAUUUCAAAGGACAUGUAAAACUUACUGGGUAUGAAGCUUAUCAGACGCCUCUGGGGAACGUGCCUGUCGAUACCGAGAUCGUCAAAGACCUUUUAUCCAGAAACGACUCGUUGUUCAAGGUUAUGUCCGAGCAAGUAGAUGAGGAUGAGCAUAGUUUUGAGAUGCAUAUGCCUUAUAUCUACAAGAUGACAGAGAAUCUCCAAAAGACUCCAACGAUUAUACCCAUUAUGAUAUCGCACUCGGAUGAAGACUUUGAAAAGAGACUGGCGAGUUAUCUGGCGCCUUAUUUUGCUGACAGAUCAAACACGUUCGUGAUAAGCACAGACUUUUGUCACUGGGGAGAUCGGUUUGGGUAUACGAUGUACACUUCGGGAGAUCCGUUCACGUUGACUGACGUAGGAUACAGUCUGGAGAUGAAGCCUAACUCGCUUCCCAUCUACAAGUCAAUUGAAAUCCUAGACAAGGAGGCAAUGAAAAUUAUGUCAACCAUCUCGUACAAGAGCUGGAAGCACUACCUCAAGGUGACCAGCAAUACGAUUUGUGGUGCGAAGCCGUUGAGUGUGCUGAUCUCCAUGAUGGAGGAUUCCGGGAAGGCUGACACCAUCAAGUGGCUUGGCUAUGCUCAGAGCAACAAGGUGUCGAAACCGUUCGACAGCAGUGUGAGUUAUGCCAGUGGCUAUGCGAUUGUUUGA